Messenger RNA from Notodromas monacha, 1010 nucleotides. The record is from the annotation of a GenBank genome assembly. Lineage: Eukaryota; Metazoa; Arthropoda; Ostracoda; Podocopida; Cyprididae.
AUUUUUUUUUUUCAAACAGGUCCAAAAGCAGACAAUUUCAUUUGAAAACCCGGUUAUUAAGUGCUACAAAUAUGCGGAAGUACGUGUUACUUUCCAUCCUAUGGGCUUCCUUGGUGCAAUUGUGCGCAUUCCAGGGGCUUCCCAGCAGGGUAAACAUGAACACCUGGGGGUUUGGACCCUGGGUUCAGUCUUCAGUUGGCAGCCCGUUACCCACGCCGCAAACAUUUCGAUCCACUGCCGAGCAGCUCGUGGUCGACCCCAACAACUUCGUCUUCAACUAUGCUGCAAACACACAGUGUGAAGUGGUCGUCAAGGGAAUUGAAAGGUAUAGGGAGAGGAUUUUCAACCCUGCGAGAUGGCCAAGAAAACCAGCUGAAAUUAACAUACAGCAGCACCCUAAGGACACUUCCAAAGUUGCACAACAACAAGCUGUGAAAGUUUUGCAAAAUCUCGAAAUUAUCAUCAGUGGAUCCGUUUGUGACACGCAACCGAAAUUUGGCGACGAUGAACAAUGUCACACUCAAUCCUGGGGUCCUGGACAGCCUGGUUUACUCACAGCUUGUUCUCAGGCAAAGUUGACAUCAGCAGCAAGACCAUUCUUGCCAUAUGGCCCAAUCGACCCAUCCAAAGAUGCAAAUUAUGAAUUCUUGAGAAGACUGUUCGAUGAGAUCACCAGGGUCUUUCCUGAUGAAUUUUUGCACUUGGGUGGUGAUGAGCAACGACACAGUGGUUCAUUACUGGAAGCUCACUACAUCCACAGACUCAUUGACAUAAUCAAUAGCCUGGAAAAGAAGAAGAAACCAAUUGUCUGGCAAGAGGUGUUUGACAAUGGUGUCCCCCUCAGCAACGACACAGUGGUUCAUAUUUGGAUUGGUGAUAAUUGGCAAGAUGAGAUGGCGAAGGUAACCAGAGCCAACAAGAAAGUCAUCUUAUCUGCUGGCUGGUACCUGAACUACAUCAGCUAUGGCCUUGACUGGGAGAAGUACUACCUCCAAGACCCAGAAGGGUUC